Gambusia affinis (western mosquitofish) is the source of this 2019-nucleotide messenger RNA. RefSeq names its product golgin, rab6-interacting (gene gorab). Lineage: Eukaryota; Metazoa; Chordata; Actinopteri; Cyprinodontiformes; Poeciliidae. Gene Ontology annotation, biological process: non-motile cilium assembly. The record is from RefSeq and is a predicted model, not a curated record. The transcript has 6 exons. The coding region runs from base 121 to 1158 and encodes 345 amino acids.
AUUUUUAUUCAGGCGUUAGUUGGGGCGACCAUCUCGCCGGUCUUGUUGCGGUCCUUCGCGUGGCACUGAGUAUUUUUAGUUGGAUGUUUCCGGAGGCUGGUCUCGUUGUGAGGCAGUAGAAUGAGCGGCUGGGCGGGUUUUUCUGAAGCGGAGCUGCGGAGAAUCCAGCAGAAAGACUCCGCUGGACCUCCUGCUGCUCCCCGCGGUAGGAAGCCUCCGACAUCCAGCCGGAGCCGGCAACAGAUGCAGCGGGAGAAAGCGCUCCAGUUAGCCGGCUCACAGACCCUGCUGCCGGGGCAACAACUCAGCAAACCACCGCUGACGAUGGAAGGUCAGCCUCCAGACCAGACAGGAGCUCCUUCUGCCGGACAGGAGAAGCAGCAGAAACCCGCUAACACGAAGCAGAAUAAGGAGCACCACCCGAAAGCAGAGGAGGAGAAAAAGGAGGAGAUACCGAUGGUGAAAGAGCUGGAGAAGCAGGAGGUGGAGAUGAGAGAAAAGACGCGUCUGGAGCAGCUGCAGCAGGAGCAGAAAGUCAUCGAGGAGAGGAACAAGCUGACCAAAGCCCUUCUGGCUAAAACGAUCGCUGAGAAGUCCAAACAGACCCAAGCCGAGGCGGUGAAGCUGAGGCGGAUCCAGAAGGAGCUGCAGGCGCUCGACGACAUGGUGUCCAACGACAUCGGCAUCCUGCGGGGCCGGAUAGAGCAGGCCAGCUGGGACUACAGCGCCGCCAGGAAGCGUUAUGAGAAGGCCGAGGCCGAGUACGUGGCGGCCAAGCUGGACCUGCACAGGAAGACGGAGGUGAAAGAGCAGCUGACCGAGCAUCUGUACGCCAUCAUCCAGCAGAACGAGCUGCGCAAAGCCUGCAAGCUGCAGCAGCUGAUGCAGGAGCUGCAGCUGCAGGAGGAGCUGCAGCAGCAUGAGGAGCUGCAGCAGCAGGAGGAGCUGCAGCAACAGGAGGCGCCGCAUCAGGAGCAGGAGGAGCGGGACAGAGCCGCCGCAGCAGAGCCUCAGAGGAACGGCAGCGGUGAGGCGGCAGCGCCAUCAGCCCUCGGCGGCGCAGAGACGCUCCAGCAGGAGGCGCUGGACCAACUGAACACAGAACCAGACUGUAAACUGUCAGAAAACUGUGACACGUCUCGACCUUUGACCUCCUGACGCUCAGAGCCGAGGAUCUUCAUCUCACUGGUGUCUUCCUCAUGUGGCUCCAUCACCAGAACCAGCUGAAGCUCUGAUCGCGGUUCAGAACCGGGUUUUAUUCUGUGUUGACCUCUGCUGCAGCGCCCCCUUCAGGCAGGGCAGGUUUACCUGGAGGACUCCAGGUUGUUUCAGGAAACUUCGGGAUGUUUUCUGUUUGGGUCACUUUAUAAAAACUGACCGAGUAUUUCUAGUUCAGAUGUUUUAGUUCACCUGAAAUAAAAUGAAACUAACAAGUAACUUUUCACUACUAACAAAAGUUUAAGUUGAUAAUUCCUUAAUAUUGGUGAAAAAGUUCUAGUUCCACUUUAUUUCACUUAGAAUGGAAAAAUGUCUCGCUAUAAAUAAAAUGAGAACUAGAACUGUUUAUUAAUAUUAAGGAAUUAUUGAUUUAUAAUAAGCUGCUUCUUGCUGAAAAGCUACUUUGUUUUUAAGUGUACUAAGAUAUUUGUUCUGGAAACUGGAACAAACGAGUUUUGUUUUUUUACAGUGCAGAUUUAAUGUAACAGGCAGUUUGUUCCAAACUCUUAAAUAUAUUUUAAAUAAUAUAAAACAAUCCGAUAAAUAUCCAUUUUUACUGUAGUAAACUUUUUUUUUUUUUUUUUUUUGCAGUUUUAUCAAUUUUUUCUAGAAGAACUUUAAACAGAUUCUUUGUUUUUCGGUAAAAAUGAUCAGAACAUUUCCAGAUUACAGGUCAGACUUGUGGACGCUCAGGUAAACGUGAUGGUUGCCAUGGCGACGCGUGGUUCUGGUUCUGUCGGCUGAUUCUCUGUCAUGAAAACACAUGAAAACCAUUUUCCUUUAAUAAACGGUUGAACUGUG